Messenger RNA from Fulvia fulva, 954 nucleotides. Its product is annotated as N-methyltransferase tcpN. The transcript is spliced from 2 exons. Bases 1 to 954 code for a protein of 317 amino acids. NCBI's taxonomy places the organism in Eukaryota, Fungi, Ascomycota, Dothideomycetes, Mycosphaerellales, Mycosphaerellaceae. The record is from RefSeq and is a predicted model, not a curated record.
AUGCUGGCCAACAUGUCCCUUCCAAACGGCAUCGCUACCGACAUCCCGCCGGUGGAGAAGGAGCAAGAGAGACCAGACUCCGCUGUCGACCUCAACGAUGACUAUGUCUUGACUCGAGAUGCGGCAGCUUCUGCUCGACUGAACCUUUCGCACUACAUCUGGCAGAGCUCGUAUGGGUACAAUCUGCAUCCGCGAAUCCAGGAUGCAGUUGCUGGCAAGGAGAAUCUGCGAGUCGCGGACAUUGGCACAGGCACUGGAGUAUGGCUACUAGACAUGGCGCAACAGCUUCCUCCGUCUACGCAGCUAGACGGCUUCGACAUCAGCUUCGGCCAAUGCCCUCCCAGAGAGUGGCUGCCUCGAAACGUCGACCUACGUCUUGUUGACAUCUUCCGCCCAGUCCCUGAAGAAUUGGUUGGAUGCUACGACAUCGUCCACAUCCGCCACUUCGUGUGCGUAGUCAAGGCCAACGACCCAACACCUCUCCUGCGAAAUCUUCUGCGCAUGCUCAAACCUGGAGGCUGGAUUCAAUGGGACGAGUGGGAUGUAAUGAACCGCCACUUCACCAAGAUCCGCCCCGAAGCCUCGCAAGCCAACAUCGACAAACUCGAGGCCGAGUUCGCGGCAAUGCGCAGACACACACCGCAACCUCAAUGGCCACCCAGACUGGACGAGUACUUCAUCACAUCCAAUAUGCAGCAGACGUGUAUUGAGAAGCGUCUCAGUCCGAUCAGCCACUUGCCCUUCAUGCACGACCUCACACUCCUCGUCUUCCAGGAGUUGAUUGACGGCGCCGAACUGAAGGGACAGAUUGAUGCAGACAAGACUCGAUACUUGAGACAACUACUCGGCGGUGCAACUCGAGAGAGCAGAGAGGGAGCGGCGUGGAAUUUGACGCGGUGUAUGGCAGUCGGUCAAAAGGCAGUGGAUGAGAGGUCCGAAUUCUUUCGAUUGUAA